Molecule: messenger RNA, 678 nt
Organism: Eucalyptus grandis
Lineage: Eukaryota; Viridiplantae; Streptophyta; Magnoliopsida; Myrtales; Myrtaceae
Product: vegetative cell wall protein gp1-like
Exons: 1
Coding region: 1-678 (225 amino acids)
Source: RefSeq, a predicted model, not a curated record
AUGGGCGUGCGAAGACCCGCAGCAGCGGCGAAGCGGCAGCGGCUUCGUCCGUCGCCGCCUCUCGCCGCCGCCGUCGGACGCCCGCAAGCACCGGAGCUGCUCGCACACCCGAGCCCGGCGCCGUGCUGCCGUCCCGCACAUCUCCGCCCCUCUUCCUCCUCUGGUUCAAACGAAGCGGAACCGAGGAGAAGUAGCUUGCCGUCGUUACUCCCACACCGCCUCAUGCCUCAAGCCGUCCUCGCCGGCACAUCACCCGCUCCGCCGCUCCGUCGUUCAUCUCUCGCCUCUCCCUCACCCAUUCCAGCCGCCGUCGGCACCUCUCGUCUUCCUCUCCGUUUGCUGCUCGGGAUCUCGGAUCGGGAAGACACCGGAGUUAGGGGCAGCAGUGGCGUUGCUGGACCGGAGCCGCCGCACCACCGCCCACCGCGCGACGCCGUGCACUCCGCCGCUGCUCCGCUCAGCUCGGUCUCCCUCUCGCCCAACUCGCUGUUCCAGGGCUGCUGUCCAACCCCUGUUCCGCCUCUGUUCAGCUCCAUUUUGGCCAGCAUAAGCCACGGUUCAGCCACCUCCGGCCACCGUGAAGACUCGCCUUGGUCUUGUUCAGCUCCUCCGCCCAUUCCCGAGCUCAACCAGCCCCGGAUCCGCUCUCCUUCGCCUCCAACCAGCAGCGAUCAGUGA